Messenger RNA from Talaromyces rugulosus, 1413 nucleotides. RefSeq lists its product as uncharacterized. Gene Ontology annotation, biological process: proteolysis. Bases 1 to 1413 code for a protein of 470 amino acids. The transcript has 2 exons. Gene Ontology annotation, molecular function: protein binding; aspartic-type endopeptidase activity. The record is from RefSeq and is a predicted model, not a curated record. Lineage: Eukaryota; Fungi; Ascomycota; Eurotiomycetes; Eurotiales; Trichocomaceae.
AUGCUUUCAUCGACUGUUUUCGCUACUGUUCUACCGGGGAAUAAAGCUAACUCUUCCCCGCAUAGGCGCAUCGCCGUGAGCGUUAUCAAGCCCGACCAGUCGGACGCCGACAUCAUCUCGCUCGAUGUGGCCGGCGACAUGACCCUGGAGAUCCUCAAGGCCGUCAUCGAGAGCGACUCCAACAUCCCUCCCUCCGCACAGAGUCUCGUGUUCAACAACCAGCUGCUAGGAAACGAUGCCCAGACGCUGCAGCAGGUCGGCGUCGGUGAUGGAGACAUGCUGAUAGUCCACGUUGGAGCCCCCGGAGCUGCGCAGCGUCAAGCAAACACUCGUACAGCGUUCGGUGGACCCUCCUCGUCAGGCCAGCAGCAAGCUAUGCAGCGUAUACGGCCCCCGCCGCAACAGCCCGGGCCCAUGUUCGAUACCGAAACAGUGCGGUUGAACUUGCUUGGCAACCCCGAUGCGAUGGAGGCUGUUCGCCAGCAAAACCCAGAACUUGCGGCUGCGGCGGAAGACUCUCAGCGAUUUCAGGCGGUGUUUCUUGCUCAGAGGCGACGCGAACAAGAGUUGGAGAGGGAGAAAGCAGCCAAGAUCGCUGCUCUGAACGCGGAUCCGUUUAACGUCGAUGCACAGCGAGAGAUCGAGGAGAUUAUUCGGCAGCAGGCUGUCACAGAAAACUUGCACACUGCCAUGGAGCACAACCCUGAAUCCUUUGGCCGUGUGACCAUGCUCUACAUUCCCGUCGAAGUCAACGGUCAACCCAUCAAAGCGUUUGUCGACUCCGGCGCCCAAGUGACAAUCAUGUCUCCCGAAUGCGCUGCCGCUUGCAAUAUCAUGCGUCUGGUAGACCAACGGUACGGAGGCAUCGCCAAGGGUGUCGGAACGGCCAAAAUCAUCGGACGCGUGCAUUCCGCGCAACUCAAGAUCGGAUCCAUGUUCUUGCCCUGCUCGUUCACCGUGAUGGAGGGGAAACACAUCGACCUGCUUCUCGGACUCGACAUGCUGAGACGCCACCAAGCCUGCAUCGAUCUCAAGCGAGGCGCACUAGUCAUCCAAGACCAAGCCGUUCCUUUUCUCGGCGAAGCCGAAAUCCCGAAACAGUUCCAAGACGAAUUCGAAGACGAGCCCAUCAUCAAGGGAUCCGACGGCGCCCAGAUUGGCGCUCGCUCUGGCGCCGUCACCCACCAGGCCGAGAAACCCUCGGGGGGACCUGCACAUCGUGCACCUCCACCACAGCAAGGCCAAGGCCGAACAUUGGGGGCAUCGUCAAACACAGAAUCGCCUCGAUGGCCGCCUGAAUCCGUGGCGAAGAUUACAGAAAUGGGAUUUUCGCAUGAAAACGCAAUCCGCGGGCUCAAUGCUUGUGACGGCGACGUUGAUAGAGCGAUCGAUUUACUGCUAGUUGGAAGCUGA